Atta colombica is the source of this 1039-nucleotide messenger RNA. Its product is annotated as ADP-ribosylation factor-like protein 3. Gene Ontology annotation, biological process: cilium assembly. Gene Ontology annotation, molecular function: GTP binding; GTPase activity. Bases 76 to 618 code for a protein of 180 amino acids. Gene Ontology annotation, cellular component: cytoplasm; microtubule cytoskeleton. The transcript has 5 exons. The record is from RefSeq and is a predicted model, not a curated record. Lineage: Eukaryota; Metazoa; Arthropoda; Insecta; Hymenoptera; Formicidae.
GGAAAUCGCCGAAAUAACGCAGUAGAUCGUUAACGCAUCUUCGUCCUAGAACCUGAAAUAUAUAUCAUCAAGAAGAUGGGUCUGCUUGCCAUUUUACGGAAAUUACGAUCGAAUCCUGAUAAAGAGCUACGAUUAUUACUACUGGGUCUGGACAAUGCUGGAAAGACGACUAUUUUAAAAUCUUUGGCAAGCGAAGAUAUUACCCAAGUAACUCCAACACAAGGUUUUAAUAUAAAAAGUGUUCAGAGCGAAGGUUUUAAAUUAAAUGUUUGGGAUAUUGGUGGAGCUCGAAAAAUUCGACCAUAUUGGCGAAAUUAUUUCGAGAAUACGGAUGUACUUAUUUACGUUGUUGAUAGUGCGGAUAUCAAAAGGUUGGAGGAAACGGGACAAGAAUUAUCAGAACUUCUAUUGGAAGAAAAAUUACGCGGAGUGCCAUUAUUAGUAUACGCGAAUAAACAAGACUUGGGACACGCCGUAACAGCAGCUGAAAUAGCCGAGGGACUCGGUUUACACAAUAUCAAGGAUCGUGAUUGGCAAAUACAGUCGUGCAUCGCUAUUGAAGGCAAAGGCGUGAAAGAAGGUUUAGAGUGGGCAUGCAAGAACAUUAAAAGGAAAUAAUAAACACACCAUGGAAAUCGAGAGACAUAAUUGACGUUUAUGCCUCAUUAGAGCGCACGAAAGGAACAAGGCUUACACCAUCUCCAUUGUACAUUUUACACAUGAUCUUUAUUUAUCUUUUAACUACUAUUUACAAAAAAUUAUUUAGAACAUUGUUAUGUAGAUUUGGUAUGAAUGUACGUAUAUCGAACGGGUUCUACAAAUCCGUCGUCAUAUCGAAUAUAUCCAAUUGUCAGACUUCCGUCCAUUUUGGACUCGAGAAGUUCUAUUUUUCGCAGAAAAGAGAGUAAUUGCGAGUCCAUAAAAUAUAUACGGCAAAUUCUACUUAAAUGUGCCUUCUUGCUGUUUUAAAUAUAGAUUGGAAUUUUUAUAGAUUUAUCUAGUGAGAAAUAAAAAAAUAAAGAGAUGUAACAAGAGGAAA